Messenger RNA from Quercus robur (English oak), 1893 nucleotides. RefSeq lists its product as uncharacterized. Bases 1 to 1893 code for a protein of 630 amino acids. Lineage: Eukaryota; Viridiplantae; Streptophyta; Magnoliopsida; Fagales; Fagaceae. Gene Ontology annotation, cellular component: intracellular membrane-bounded organelle. The transcript has 2 exons. The record is from RefSeq and is a predicted model, not a curated record.
AUGCGAGUCCUGGUGGAGUUUGCUAACGGGAGCCAUAUUGAUUAUUACCGGCAUUUCAGUCCCAACAUGGCUCUGGUUGGGGAAGGAUCAUGGGAUGAGAGCAAGAAUCAGCUCUGUAUUGUUGCUUGCCGAUUUAUGGACAUGGCUCAAUCUUUUUCUGAUGCUCAUCUUGGUGAUUGUUCAACCAUGUUGAGCUUGAGGUUCCCUGCAGUCUGGUCAAUCAGAGGUGUUAAUAGCAUUGUGGGACAACUUUGGAGCGAAAGGUCUGUGAAUGAAUCCGGUUAUUUCGAUAAUAUCAUGUUUCAAAGUGGUAGCAAUCAUAUGCAAGGCGGUGCCGCUGUGUCUAGUGUGAAGUAUGAGUAUUCCAAGAUUGAGAUAGCGAGGAAGUCAUGCUCAAAUCCUUCUAAAACCAAAGGGAAAGUAUACCCAGAUGCGUUUUCUAAUGAAAUGAGAAUCGACAUGUCAGUGAAAAAUUCAAAAGGAGAAGUUGGUUGGGGUAACUCUGUUCCAAUCUCUGUUGGUAAUCAGCUCCAUCAGUACUCAAGCUAUAUGGAGCCUGAAGAGCCAGCGAAUUUCAACAGCAGUGGUCCAGUCAAUACCAGCUACCACAUAGGCCUCACAACGUACUCGAGUAACUCGACGAACUCUCCAUUCAACACAUCUUUAAAAUUGCAAGAGAGCUUUGAGAUCUUAGCUGAAGGGUUGUAUGAUGCUGAAACAGGAAUCUUGUGUAUGGUAGGGUGCAGAACUCACUCAAAUGAUUAUUUGGAUUGUGAGAUUCUUGUCAAUUUUGAGUUCCCUUCAACAAAUAAAAGAAAUUCAGGUCCUAUCAAGGGAACCAUUCAAAGCACACGGGAAAAAUUUGAUAAUCUUUACUUUGAAGUUUUAAACUUGACUGCAAAUGCUUAUUACAGGGAUCAAACCUCCAUUCCGAGGAUGGAUGCAGAAAUCAUUAUGGUACUUAUCUCCACAACACUUUCAUGUGUUUUUGUGGGACUCCAACUCUUUCAUGUCAAAAGGCACUCUCAUGUGCUUCCCUUCACCUCACUUGUCAUGCUGUCCAUUCUCACUUUGGGUUACAUGAUACCUCUUGUUCUCAACUUUGAAGCCUUGUUCCUGGGAAAUUAUAGUAAGCAAAGAAUAUUGCUUAACAGUGGUGGAUGGAUUGAAGCAAAGGAGGUAAUUGUAAGGAUGGUUGGAAUGGUAGUUUUCUUGUUUCAAUUCCGUCUUCUGCAUAGAACAUGGUCCGCAAGAAGGGGUGUAGGAAAUCAGAAGGCUUUGUGGGUUGCUGAGAAGAGGGUUCUCUUUGUGGUUUUACCAUUAUGUGCAGCUGGGGCUUUAGUAGCUGUGAUAGCCAACUGGGUGAAUAAUGAAAAUACCUUAAGAACCAAUGCACGUUCUUAUUGGCGUGAUUUAAAAUCUUUUGCUAGUUUGGUCUUGGAUGGGUUUCUUUUGCCUCAAAUACUGCUCAACCUGUUUUUGAACACCAGAGAGAGAGCUCUCUCUUGUGCAUUCUACAUGGGGAACACUAUAGUCAGAUUACUACCUCAUACAUAUGAUCUUUACAGGGCUCACAAUUAUUUCCACCAGUAUGAUGGGUCAUACAUAUAUGCAAAUCCUGGUGCAGAUUUUUAUUCCACUGCUUGGGAUGUGGUUAUCCCUCUUGGGGGUUUGGUUUUUGCAUUGAUCAUUUUCUUGCAGCAGCGGUUUGGUGGUCGGUUCAUCCUUCCUCGGAGGUUUAGAGAGUUGGAAGGGUAUGAAAAGGUGCCUGUGGUUAUCUUCCUUGUAAUUGAGUUUAUGGCUCUGUCAAUACCUGUCCUAGCUGAUGUUAUCUCUAUUUGGUGGUGCUUUGUUUCAUAUAUCUAUAAGGAUCAGAUUCAGUAUGACAAUUAA